UACGAAAACGAAGGGAGAAAACGAAAACCAGAAAGAAAGAAAGAAAGAAGAUUUAGAGAGAGAGAGAGAGAGAUCGGUUGUUUUAGAAAGCGAGAAUGCAGGCUGGGAAGAAUGCUGUGUCUUCGAUGAAGGAGACGGCAGGGAACGUUGCCGCGUCGGCCAAGGCUGGGAUGGACAAAACUAAGGCAACAAUGCAAGAGAAGGUUGAGAAGAUGAGCGCUCACGAUCCAAUGCAAAAGCAGAUGGCCCAACAAAAAAAGGAAGCGAGGGUGAACGAGGCCGAGAUCAACAAGCAAGAAGCCAAGGCCGAAAACGCUGCUCAAAAGGAACAAGUCCGGGCUGCCGGUCACGGCACCGGUUCGGCACUUCCCGGUCAUGGAACUGGGCAGCCUCACGAUCAGCUGUUGGAUCGUACGGCUGGUUCUCAUCCCAUCGGUCACAAUACCGGAACCGGCGGUACCACUACGCGGGUCCCACUAUCCGGUCCGACUGGGCAGACCGGGUAUGCGACUGGAGCCCACUACGGUUGAGCUGUUGCCUAUUCUAGUCCGGGCUUUUUGCACGCCUAAGUGAGGGCUACGGCGGUUUCUGCCUUUCUAUGCUUUUGGUUAAAGCAGGUUGCAAUAGAUUUUAUUUUCUUAAUUUAAUGGUUUUGUUUUUGUUUUUGUUCCUCCCCCGGGCAUUAGGUGUUGCAGUUUGGUUAGGGGUGCUUGUUUCUAUUGUGUUGAGCCCUCGGAUUGUUUCUUACUAUUUAAUAAUAUAUUUUGUGGGUGUGUUUUUUUUUUCAA
Messenger RNA from Amborella trichopoda, 788 nucleotides. RefSeq names its product Late Embryogenesis Abundant 4-5 (gene LEA4-5). NCBI's taxonomy places the organism in Eukaryota, Viridiplantae, Streptophyta, Magnoliopsida, Amborellales, Amborellaceae. Gene Ontology annotation, biological process: embryo development ending in seed dormancy. The record is from RefSeq and is a predicted model, not a curated record.